Messenger RNA from Cicer arietinum (chickpea), 1579 nucleotides. Its product is annotated as protein IQ-DOMAIN 33. The record is from RefSeq and is a predicted model, not a curated record. Lineage: Eukaryota; Viridiplantae; Streptophyta; Magnoliopsida; Fabales; Fabaceae.
AUAAAGUUGAGAACAAUAUCAUUGUGAAUUUGUGAAACUUUCCUCUUGUGAAAUUUCUAAGCUUUGAUGGGUUUCACUGUUGGGUUGGUAAGAAGUGUUUUCUCAAGAAGGUCUCAUGAAAACAAAAGUCCAAGAAUUCUAAACCAGCUUUGAAUUAUCUCAUGCUAACAGAUAAUGAGACGCAAUUCGGCCGAAAAUAGAAGAUGGAUAUCUGUGAAAUCAUACUUGUGUGGCAAUGAAUUCAAUUCAGUUCUUGCAGAGGAAGAUUCAGCAUCAGUUAAGAGCUCUGAAGUCACAGUUACACAAUCCAUACAAGAGGAUUUUUUGAAUGAUACCAAGAGUGAAGAAACUGUUGAGAAUGUGAAAGAUAAAAGGACAAAUUCAAACUCCAAAUCAUUGAAUGAAGAACAAGCAGCUAUUAUUAUUCAAUCAGCAUAUAGAAAUUUUCUGUUGAGGGUUAAAAAUGAAGAAAUCACAAAGUCAGAAAGUGAUGAAGAGAAGUUGAAUUUAGUAAGUGAAAGUCCAGAUAGAAAAUCUAUGGCCACAUCAAUUGAAGUUCAAACAGGGAACUCCAAUGAAGUUUUCUCAUUUGAAGGAGAAAAAAUGAGCAUUUACCACCGUAUUCAGCAUAGGAACAGAACUAGAGGAAUAAAGCAGCAAAAGGAAGAAUGGGAUGACAGCACUUUGAGUAGCAAUGUGUCAAAAAUGAGAAUGCAGAACAGAAUGGAGGCAACAACAAGGAGAGAAAGAGCAUUGGCUUAUGCUUUCUCACAACAGCUAAGAAUAUGUUCAAAGAGAAAAUUAGCAAAACACAACAACAUGGAACAAAAUAUGAGCUGGAGUUGGCUUGAAAGAUGGAUGGCAACUCGUCUUCAAGAAACCUCAUCAGUUGAAAGCCAUACAAUGAAACAAAAUGAAAAUUUUAACAGUGAUCACAAAUUCAGUAUAAAGACAAGAUUUUUAGAUGCUUCUGGUGAAGAAAAAGAGAGUUGUGGUUCAAAUGAAGUGCCACUUCAUUUUGAUAACUUUUCAAUGAUUUCACAUGAAGAUAAAGUUAGCUUCAAAUCACCAACAGCAAAGACUAACUUCAAAGCUAGGAGAAGUGUAUCAAGGAGGAAAACAGUUCCAAGUAAUCAAUUCCAUGAAGAACAUUUAAAGCUAAGUAUGAGAGAUGGUUCAAACAAUGUUAUCAAGGAUAUAAAGCAAAAACCAAAGCAAGAUGGAAGCAAGACAGAAAUUAGUCAAAUUACUAUUAGCACCCUCAAAACUUCUAAUGAGUGACUUCUUACAUGAAUCUUUAAAAUAAAGUCAACUAAUUAUGUGUGUCUAGUAUUAAGUAGGAAGCAGGACAAAAAUGACAUUUAGUACCAUCAGAGCUUCUCAUGAGUGACUUCAAAGUUCAUAUAUUAAAUAUUUGUGUCAAAUAAAUUCAACUUGUGUGUCUAAUGUUGAGAUGUUAGGGUUGAAUUUUCUCUUGUAGAUUGUUGAUUCCAUCACCCUAUUUGUAUAAUUUCUCUUCAGUACAGUACAUAAUAUCAAGUCAAUGGAAUAAGAUGUUGUUCUGAUUAUUUGCUUUUCA